AUGGCUUCCAACGCAGAGAAGCUGGCCUGUGAAAGCUGUAUUCGUGGCCACCGCGUCGCCAAAUGUCAGCAUACUGAUCGCCCGCUUCUCAGUGUCAGUAGAAAAGGACGUCCGGUCUCUCAGUGCAAUCACUGUAGGACCCUGCGCAACUCCCGAUCUGUUCACACCAAAUGCAAAUGCGCUUCGGCAUCACAUCAGGCAAUGCUGAAGCAGUUUGGACAAGAGCGAUGCCAGUGCGAUGAGGGUGAGACUUGCAAAUGUGCACACAAGACAGAUCGCAGAAAAAGGAAGGGCAUCCAGUCCCCACUCUCAACAGACAAAAGCACAACACCGUCAACUGCCUUAUCGCCUCCCGAAUCUGAGGACAGGACUACAGAGACUUCCCCGACACCAGCUCGUUCAUGCUGUGCCCCUACUUCAACGGCUUCUCAUGAUACAACCGACACCAUCGACCCAAUUUCGACUCUGAAUCUUGGUAUACCGAGUGCCUGGAACUCUAGCGACGUGCUUGAUACAUGGGACCCUCCAGUACUGGAUUAUUUGCCAGAAACCUUCUUACAGAGUCCGCCAAACUUGGCGGGAACCUGGGAUCUAGCCCCAGACUUUGGAUAUGGCCCGGGUCCUAUACCGAGUUUUCACGAUCCAUCAUCAACAGUGGGGCCAUUUGAUGCCAGCAAUCUUUUCAAUGACAUCGACAUCAGCCAAAUACAUAUCCCGGACGAAUGGGCACUUGGGGAUUUGACGAUGAGUGAGUCCCACGAUCCGGAAACACAGUCCAAGCCACUUUAA
Molecule: messenger RNA, 789 nt
Organism: Fusarium fujikuroi IMI 58289
Lineage: Eukaryota; Fungi; Ascomycota; Sordariomycetes; Hypocreales; Nectriaceae
Product: related to transcription activator CUP2
Exons: 3
Coding region: 1-789 (262 amino acids)
Biological process (GO): positive regulation of transcription by RNA polymerase II; intracellular copper ion homeostasis; intracellular iron ion homeostasis
Cellular component (GO): nucleus
Molecular function (GO): copper ion binding; DNA-binding transcription factor activity, RNA polymerase II-specific; RNA polymerase II cis-regulatory region sequence-specific DNA binding
Source: RefSeq, a predicted model, not a curated record